Ricinus communis (castor bean) is the source of this 1631-nucleotide messenger RNA. RefSeq names its product jasmonate-induced oxygenase 2. Bases 203 to 1291 code for a protein of 362 amino acids. The transcript has 3 exons. The record is from RefSeq and is a predicted model, not a curated record. NCBI's taxonomy places the organism in Eukaryota, Viridiplantae, Streptophyta, Magnoliopsida, Malpighiales, Euphorbiaceae.
CCUCAACUGAACAUAUCUUAACAUACACAACUUGUCUUCUUUUCCUCUCAUUUCUCUUUCAUGAAACACACAUAAUUAACACGUUCUUUUUAUUGCUACAAACCAUUCCACAUUCCAACUUUCUUUUCUCACCCCCUACCACCACCCACCAAAAACCUCUUAUUUUAUUUCAUUGUUUCUCUCUUUCUCUGUUUUGGAAAACAUGAACUGCUUGCAUAGUUGGCCUGAACCUGUGGUCCGAGUCCAAUCGUUAUCCGACAGUGGGAUUCGCCAAAUCCCACAUCGUUACAUUAAGCCGCCAUCUCACAGACCAAUGAUCAACAGCAACAGUGAUGCCUCUUUCCACAGUGAGAUUAACAUUCCUGUUAUUGAUUUGCAGAAUGUUUUAUCUAGUGACCAAGCCCUUCGUCAAGACACUCUGACGAGAAUCUCAUGCGCCUGUCGCGACUGGGGUUUCUUUCAAGUAAUCAACCAUGGAGUGAACCCUGAACUCUUGCGGGGAAUCCGUCAAGUGUGGCGCGAGUUCUUUAACUUGCCCUUGGAAAAGAAGCAAGAGUAUGCAAACUCACCGGCUACUUAUGAAGGGUAUGGUAGCCGGUUAGGGGUGGAGCAGGGGGUGACUCUUGAUUGGAGUGAUUAUUUCUUUCUUCAUUACAUGCCAGCUUCGCUUAGAAACCACCAAAAGUGGCCUGCCAUCCCAGCUUCCUGCAGGGAAUUGGUAGCUGAAUAUGGAAGUGAAGUAGUUAAACUCGGUGGCAGACUGAUGAGGGUAUUUUCUACAAACCUCGGCCUGGAAGAGGACCGUCUACAGAAUACUUUUGGUGGGGAUGACAAUAUUGGUGCAUGCUUGAGAGUGAACUUCUACCCUAAAUGUCCCCAACCUGACCUUACGCUAGGCCUUUCACCACAUUCUGAUCCUGGCGGCAUGACCAUUCUCCUCCCGGAUGAAAAUGUCGCUGGACUACAGGUCCGUCGAGGCGACAAUUGGAUUACUGUUAAACCCGUCCCAAAUGCCUUCAUUAUCAACAUAGGAGAUCAAAUUCAGGUUCUGAGCAAUGCCAUUUACAAGAGUGUAGAGCACCGUGUAAUCGUGAAUUCUGAUAAAGAUAGAGUCUCACUUGCCUUUUUCUACAACCCUGAAAGUGACUUGCUGAUUGAACCUUGUAAGGAACUUGUGACAAUGGAAAGGCCAGCUCUCUAUCCAGCAAAGACAUUUGAUGAGUACAGACUUUACAUUAGGACAAAGGGUCCUUGUGGAAAACAACAAGUUGAAUCUCUAAAAUGUUCUUGAUCAUCACCAUUGUUGCUAUAGUAUUUUCUUUUCCGAACUUUAUCGAUUUGAUCAGAUUAAUUUGAAGGCAGUACCUACACUGCAUGGGUCUUUGUUGCAUUUCAAUAAGGAAGCUAAAGGCUGCACCAAGAGUUGAAUUAUGAACGAUUUGUUCAACUAUAGCUUAAGUACAUUUAUUCUGAAAUUGUCAUCAAUUGAAAAGGAAAAAUAGAGAGAUGUUUAUUGGUGAUAUAGGGCUUCCUCUGGUGAUAAAAGAAUUGCAGAAAUUUUAAUUCCAAUCCACUAUGAUAUCUGUGUUUAUCUUUCUUUAUCACAAUGGAACUCUCAAAUUUCCAACUCA